Messenger RNA from Penicillium salamii, 1635 nucleotides. NCBI's taxonomy places the organism in Eukaryota, Fungi, Ascomycota, Eurotiomycetes, Eurotiales, Aspergillaceae. The record is from the annotation of a GenBank genome assembly.
AUGAACUCCGUUACUUUCUUCUUCUCAUCGUUCAAAAUGGCUGACACAAAGGCUGUCAAGGAGAAGCCCUCCACUCAGCAAUUCGAAGAUGCCAUUGAGAAGUCCCCAUACAGCGCAGAGAGCAAGAUGAAUGGAAUAUCUGCAGAUGCGGAAGGGCGCAGUCUGGGUCCGCCAUCCUUUGAAGGCGUAGACGAAGCUGCAGUGCUCAGGAAAAUGGACAUUCGUUUGAUUCCCAUGCUCAGUAUGCUUUAUCUACUGGCAUUCUUGGACCGAGGCAAUAUCGGAAAUGCGAAAAUUGAGGGGCUUGUGGAUGACCUGCAUAUGACAGGGCCACAAUACAAUUGGACUUGUAAGAUACUUUGCGUCAUGCUACUCAGCAGCCCUGAAAUCUUGACCGUUUUCUUUUUCACCUACUGCGUCUUCGAAUUGCCGAGUAAUCUGCUUCUCAAGAAGCUCAGACCGUCGAGAUGGUUGCCAUUGAUUAUGGUUGCUUGGGGGAUCGUUAUGACAUUGAUGGGAGUCGUUAAAGAUUACGGCGGACUGCUAGCUACACGUCUCUUUUUGGGUGUUGCAGAGGCAGGCUUAUAUCCUGGUGUCGCAUACUACAUCACUUUGUGGUAUCCACGACACCGAGCCCAAUUCAGACAGGCCAUGUUCUUCAGUGCAGCUAGCGUAGCUGGUGCCUUUUCAGGGCUUCUCGCAUACGCCAUUGCCAAAAUGGACGGUGUCGGUGGAUAUGCUGGCUGGAGAUGGAUUUUCAUCCUCGAAGGACUUCUCACUGUUCUUGUAGCUCUCGUGGCUCCAUUCGCGAUCCACGACUCUCCGGAAACCGCUACUUUCUUGACCGAGAAAGAGCGUCAAUUUGUGAUUCAUAGCCUUCGGAUUCAAAAUUCGUCAGACUCGCAUGAAAUGGUUGUUAAGGAUGAUAAAUUUCAAUGGCGUUAUGUCUUUGAUGCUUUUACCGAUUGGCAAAUCUGGCUGGGUUUGUUCAUGUAUUGGGGAAUUACUUGCCCGUUAUAUGGCAUUUCGCUGUUUCUUCCAUCUAUCAUCAAAGAUUUAGGCUACAAGUCAUCGACUGCGCAAUUGCUCACUGCAACAUGGGUUUCAGACAGACGCAAGCAGCGAUCUCCAUUUAUUCUCUUCUUCAUGGGCAUGAUCGCUAUAGGCUUCAUAAUGUGUCUUGCAUCUACUGGUCGUGGUGUUCCAGGCGUGAUGUAUUUUGGCAUUUUCGUGGCGGUAGUUGGUAAGUACACAGACAGGAUUCCAACUUAUCGUUGCGCCGUUGCUCACUCAAACCUAGGCAUCUACCCUGCAUUCCCUGGAAAUGUCACUUGGCUUAGUGUUAACAUGGCCGGUGAUUAUAAGCGUGCUGCUGGAAUGGCCAUCUAUAUUGGAAUUGGUAACUUGGCUGGAGCUAUGUCAUCAAAUUUCUACCGCGCCCAAGAUGCACCGAAUUACAUCCUUGGCCACUCCCUUGAGCUAGCGUUCGUUGUUGUUGGUAUGAUAGCAGCUGUGGUUUUGCGCCUGGCAUAUCAGCGUAUUAACAAGAAGCGUGAUGCCAUGGACCCUUCAGAAUAUCCAUCAGACCCUGACUCGUUGGGUGAUCGCUCUCCACUAUUCAGAUACAUGCUAUAA